GCAACCAUUCCGACAUUCUGUGCGUCAUUCGCUUUCAUUUUAAAAGAUUUUUCUGUGAAAUAAACAAAAACAAAAAAUGUGGCCCGAGGUUGAAUCGACGAAAAGUGCUAACAAACGCGAAUUGAAGCUCCACGGAGCUGCAAUAUCCGAAAGGAUUGACAAAGACGGUCUGGACACAUCCAUCUUCGAUUUGAUCAAUUUAAAUUUACUGAACAUCAGUGACACAUCGUUGAAAAUCCUUCCGCCUCAGAUAUCUAACCUAACAAAUUUGCAAACUUUAUUGCUGUUCGGCAACGAAUUAAUCGAAUUACCGCAAUGUAUCGGUAAAUUAGACAAAUUGAAGGUGCUAGAUGUGUCACGGAACAAAUUGGCAUCUUUGCCGCAAGAAUUGUCCGAAUUGAUCAAUUUGACUACAAUCAAUUUGUCGAACAACGAAUUAGUGUCAUUUCCUAUACAAUUGAAAUUAACCAAAUUGGGGCAGUUGGAUUUGUCGUACAACAAAUUGACGGAAUUUCCAGACAUUUGCAAUGAACAUUUCGUCAACUUGUCGGAAGUGAGCCUUCAAAAUAAUGAAAUCGUCGAAAUUCCGGAUGACAUUCAACAAUUGGUCGGCUUAAAGCAUUUCAACAUGUCAGUUAAUCAUAUCACUGCCUUACCGAAGGCAUUAGCAACAAUAUCCAAACUGAAGGAUCUUCAUCUCAGUGGCAAUCCAAUCAGCGAUAAGCGUCUGCUGAAGCUGAUCGAUCAAUGCCGUACGAAACAGGUGACCGAUUACGUCAAACAACACGGAAGCGAAUCAGCCAAAGAUGAUGGCAAAUCAACCAAAAAUCGUCCAACCAAAAAGCAAACCACAAAAACCACAGUCACAUCCGUCCACAAACUGAUCGUAUGCCGUCACAUCGAAGACAGUAGCGCCCGCGUCAUUUACAUGGACAAUGUAAAGGAUGUUCGACCGUUCAUUCUUUGCUGCACGGUGCGUAAUGUUAACUUGGACGGUACAAAUUUCAAGAAAUUUCUACAAAUCCAAACCAAACUCCACGAAACUGUUUGUGACAAAAGGGAAAAAUCGACAAUCGCCACACACGAUUUGGACAAGGUCAAAGGUGGUGUUGUUAAGUUCACGGCAAGGGAUCCCCGUUUGAUUGGAAUCAUUCCGCUGGGAAAGGCGAAGAAGGUUUCCGCCCAGAAGUUGUAUGACAAUUUGAAAGCCGAAGCGGAAGCGCUGCGAAAGGAGAAGAAGCGAAACGUAUUUUCGGGUAUUCAUAAGUACCUGUACAUGCUGGACAAAAAGGAGACGUUCGCUUGUGUCGAAGAUGGUGAGGGUAAUGUUAUCAGUCUACCACCGCUAACAAAUGGAGAUCUGACUAAGAUAUCUCCAGAGACAACCAAUGUAUUUAUUGAGGUCACCAGCAGCACAUCGCUCGGUGACUGUCGCACCACUAUCGAACUUCUGUUGAAGGAAAUGUUGCUGGCCGGUUUCGGUGUUAUGGAGAAUGUGGAAUCCAGCGAAGAGACGACCGUACUGAAUGUGCUAAACGUUCAGCAAGUUAAGAUCACCGAUCUGGAUGGUAACCUACGAACAGUGUAUCCGUCCAAAACGGAUCUUCAUUUCGAUGAAUUGUCGAACAUAUCAGUUGAUAGGGAGUAAGCUGUUGUUGACUUAGUUUAUUGACUGUUGCGGAAAUAAAAGGAAUUUUUCCAUUGAACCGA
Messenger RNA from Bradysia coprophila, 1710 nucleotides. Its product is annotated as leucine-rich repeat-containing protein 47-like. Gene Ontology annotation, biological process: phenylalanyl-tRNA aminoacylation. The record is from RefSeq and is a predicted model, not a curated record. Gene Ontology annotation, molecular function: protein binding; phenylalanine-tRNA ligase activity; RNA binding. Lineage: Eukaryota; Metazoa; Arthropoda; Insecta; Diptera; Sciaridae.